Messenger RNA from Astrephomene gubernaculifera, 1239 nucleotides. NCBI's taxonomy places the organism in Eukaryota, Viridiplantae, Chlorophyta, Chlorophyceae, Chlamydomonadales, Astrephomenaceae. The record is from the annotation of a GenBank genome assembly.
AGAGUUACCAAGCAAGCAUAUUGUGCUCCGAGCAUUUACAGUCCCUGUCAAUACGGUCCAGUGCUGGUAAUUCCAUUCUUGUAACUUUGGGCCACCAGGCAUAGCUUACGUGGGGACUGCGUUGAUGCUUUAUACGACCUUAAACGCUUAGUUGUUGCGAAAAUUGAGCCAGGAUGAGCUUGCCUUGUAGCUUGUCGCAGCGGCCUGCCGGCCUGUCACGCAAGCCAGCGAUGGGUUUGCCAGCGCGUCUCGUCGCCAUCCCUUUCCAGGCUGCUCUGCGUCGGGGUUCCAAAGUCCGCAUUAGCAGGGCGCCGCGGCUGCCUGCGCUACCCGCUAGCAACUCAAGUUCGCCAAAGGGUGCGGACGAGUCAGUGGAUUGGACGCGCCGGGGUGUUCCAGUCUACCUGCAGAGCAGCGUGGAAAUCGACGUUUGCGAUGAGGAGUCGCAGGCGCUGACCAUGGGCAUGGCUGGCGACCUGCUUUGGAACGCAAUCCGCUCCGAGGCCCAGGCCGACGCCGCCACCGAGCCGCUGCUAUCCUCCUUCCUCUACGCCUCCAUCCUCGCACACGACUCCUUCGAGCUCUCCCUCGCCUUCGUGCUCGCCAACCGCCUGGCCAACAGCACCAUGCUGCCCACGCAGCUGUUUGAGAUCUUCCACGGCGUGCUGCGCUCCGAGCCCGAGGUGCGCUGCGCCGCGCUGUCCGACAUGGCCGCCUGCCGCGAGCGCGACCCCGCCUGCACCUCCUACUCGCAUGCGCUGUUGUACUACAAGGGCUACCACGCGCUGCAGACGCACCGAGUGGCGCAUGCGCUGUGGGGGCGGCAGCAGCGGGUCAUGGCGCUGGCACUGCAGUCCCGCAUCUCCGAGGUGUUUGCGGUGGACAUCCACCCCGCUGCGCGCAUCGGCAAGGGGGUGCUGUUGGACCACGGCACGGGGGUGGUGAUCGGCGAGACGGCGGUCAUCGGGAACAACGUGUCCAUUUUGCAGAACGUCACGCUGGGAGGCACGGGCAAGGAGAUCGGCGACCGACACCCCAAGGUUGGCGACAACGUGUUGAUCGGCGCCUGCGCCACCAUCCUGGGCAACAUCUCCAUCGGCAAGGGCGCGCAGAUCGCCGCGGGCAGUCUGGUGCUCAAGCCCGUGCCGCCGCACACGCUGGUUGCGGGGUCGCCGGCCAAGGAGGUGGGGCCGGUGGCGGGCAACCCCGCGCUGUCCAUGCGGCACUGGAGUAAGCGGC